GUUAAUAUAUCGAUUAUUUCAUGUGACAAUCUCAUUAUUAUUGAUAUUGCCUGUCAAUCAUCAUCAUGUCUAUUCUUGGUCAUUGGGCAAUAUGUUACGUACAAGUAGCCAGGCAACAUUAUCUAGUUUUGAAACCGUUUGGAUUGGUGCACAAAAAGGUUUAGAUGAAUGUUCGAAACAAUUGUAUGAACGAUGGCCAUGUCCAGAAUCGAUACUAUCGGAAGUUUAUCAAAAUCAUCUACCAAUAAAUCGAGAAGUAGCAUUUGUACAGGCAAUUAUAAGUGCCGGUAUUGUACAUACGGUUACAAGAAAUUGUAGUGCCGGUUCAUUGGAUAAUUGUAAAUGUACACGAUCAUCAAUAUUGAAUGGCAAUGAUGAUGAACAAUCAAUGCGUAAUGAUUUCCGUUGGGGUGGUUGUAGUGAUAAUGUUGAACUUGGUUAUCGUGUUGCUGUUGCCCAUCUGGAUGAUCGUGAAACUGGACAAGAUUUAAAGGCUAAAAUUCGUCUACAUAAUCAUCGUGUUGGUCGAAUUUCAGUAAAAGAAACAAUGAUACGAAAAUGUAAAUGUCAUGGUGUAAGUGGAUCAUGUUCAAUGCAAACCUGUUGGAUGAAAGUGAAUGAAUUUCGUGAAAUUGGUAAUUACCUUAAGAAAGCUUAUCGAAAAGCGGUAAAAAUUGAAAAUAAUUCACCAUGGGAACAGAAUAAUCAACCAGAAGUGCCCACAUGGAAAUUAAUGUAUCUACAUGAUUCACCGGAUUAUUGUAAAGCGGAUAUGAAUUCAACAUUCGGUUCAUAUACCGGUACAUUAGGUCGUCAUUGUUCAAUGCGCAAAGAUGAUGAUGUUACCGGUGAAGAAAGAAAAAGUUGUCGCCGUCUUUGUAAACAAUGUGGUUAUCGUGUACGACGUGAACGCCGUAUAAUAACAACCACCUGUAAUUGUCGUUUUGAAUUCUGUUGCCAGGUACAUUGUCAACAAUGUCAACGUGAAGAAUUUACCUAUGUUUGUGCACCAUCAUUAUUACCAUCAUCAUCAUCAUCAUCAUCAUCAUCAUCAACAACAACGACGACGACGACGGCAACAUCUGUAUAGUGGACAACCACCCACACAGUCGGCGUUGUCUGUAAAUGAAUUUUAUAAACGAAAAAACAAAUUUUAUGGCUUAAUUACACACCUGUUUUGAAUGUUUUUUUUUCACACACACACAUUGUGUUUGUGUAUUUUUUCUGUUAGAAUUAAACGAGAGUAGUGUUACUCUCUUAUUUAUUUGAAAUUCAAUUUAAGGAAUCACUACUAACCAACUUUCUUUGGGAAUAUCUUUUAACUGAGAUGAUUCCUAUUUUCAAUGGUCUAGUCAAAUUGUCUACGUUGUUCUUAGGUCCUUAGUGUUUGUGUUAAGACGACUAUAGUCUGGGUUUGUCACAACAAAAAAGUCGUCGUCGUCGUUGAACAUAAGUCCAGUGCAUUAUUAUGGAAUAUUGGGAUACGUAUACGUAGGAGGGUUUAUUGUUUAUUUCAAGUCAAUGAACCCAUUUGGUUUAUUCAACAGAGACGGUCCAAGCUACAAGAACAAAAACAGCAACAACAACAAAAAAAAUAUAUUUGGAUAUAUGGGCCAUUUGGGGGUGUG
Dermatophagoides farinae (American house dust mite) is the source of this 1628-nucleotide messenger RNA. RefSeq names its product protein Wnt-8a-like. NCBI's taxonomy places the organism in Eukaryota, Metazoa, Arthropoda, Arachnida, Sarcoptiformes, Pyroglyphidae. Gene Ontology annotation, biological process: cell fate commitment; neuron differentiation; multicellular organism development. The record is from RefSeq and is a predicted model, not a curated record. Gene Ontology annotation, molecular function: cytokine activity; frizzled binding. Gene Ontology annotation, cellular component: extracellular region.